This is a messenger RNA of Didymella exigua CBS 183.55, 441 nucleotides long. RefSeq lists its product as uncharacterized. The coding region runs from base 78 to 302 and encodes 74 amino acids. Lineage: Eukaryota; Fungi; Ascomycota; Dothideomycetes; Pleosporales; Didymellaceae. The record is from RefSeq and is a predicted model, not a curated record. The transcript has a single exon.
CUCGUCGGCACUUCUUACCAGAUCAAUAGACUCUUUCAAUCCAUUCAUUAUAACACCUUUCUUAAUGACUUAUACAAAUGCUGAUGGCACGAAGGUGGCGGGUAAAGUCGCUACUCCCGUUUUUCUUACUGAGCAUCCCAGCUCAGGUACCAAACAAGGCUGCCGCGGAUGGAAGAGCUACAGCUCCCUACCUCGUCAUCAUCGAGACGCCUGACAACAAACUCCAGCAUCUCGAACCGGCUGUUGGAAAGACGACCGAUCUGAAGGUCAUAGUUAAACAGACCAAAGAACUAUACAGGUGAAUGGAAUCUCCAUGUCCCGAGAAAAAACUUGCUCUAGUGUUGACGGAGAUGACUGUGCAGGACGAGAUGAAAAGUGACGAGGUGGCGAAGGACGUGAGUGAGGACUACCAACGGAGGCGGGGUUAAACGAACCGGGCAG